AUGUUCAAUUCAAUUCGUACCAACCCUAUUAUGCAAAGUCCCUAUGUAUCUCAACAUCGGACACGGCCUGGGUUCCUGGGCCACAUCAGGCCCUCUCCUUCCUUUAGAGACUUCUCGCUACCUUCGGCGACCUCAAUCAAGACAUUCUUUGGACGAUCUUUUACGCACCUGGGAUCCGCCGCACAAGUUGGCAUAUCAACAGAGGAAUCACCUAUGCCAGAACGCACAAAAUCAAAACUUGGAUCAAGAAAUACCGAAAAAAAGCCAAAUAAUCAGGAUAAAAUACAGACUAAAAAUAUAAACGCGAAUACGAAUACGAACACGAAUAUGAAUACGAGUACGAAUAUGAAUAUGAAUACGAGUACGAACAAAAGUAAAAAUAAGAAUAAGAAUAACAGUAGACUGCCUUCGGAACCGUUGAUGUACUAUAAUGGACCAUAUGAAACAUUGGAUCAACUGCCGGAGGACAAGUUACAGUGGAUCAAAGACUCCUCUCCGGCAGAAGGCGUAGGAAUUCCCCAGCUCUCUGCCCACUCUCUAUACCCGAUAGUCCUUCGCAAACCACACAAGGAAUACACAAGACCAAGCGAAAUACAAUAUGCAGAUGGAAAACAAGCAAAGGCCAUGUUUUAUCUUCAAGUGCUUCAGGUUAUUGCCAAGAACCAUGCCAAACCCAGCCACUUUAGAUGCUCUGUUGAAUACGAUCGAUCAAUAUUUGUGGGCAGUUUUGGAUCGAGUGAGAAAUGUGGCAAGAACACAAUUCAGACAGAACUUGAAGAAACUUUUCUAUGUGAUAUUGAUGAACCGUCAUCAAUCACGCUCAAGGUCUACGCUCAACCAAGAACAAUGCUCCAUCGUAUCAGUCAUCGUGCACCAGAAGAGUGUGUAGGACAGCACAGAUUUGAUGCCACAUUAGAAUAUAGUGACAAGAAGUUGCGUCGAUACACGAUUGGAGAUGGAGAGACUUCUGGAUCAGGUGCCGCCACAUACCAAGUCUUGGUUGUGUUUGGCACGUAUGUCAGCCACCAGGCUCAGACUCUUUUGACUAAUCGACCUGUAUUUUCCGGUUACAUGACACUUUAUGCUCGUGGCCAAAGAUCAGCUAAAUGGAAUCGUUAUUGGGCGGUUUUGUAUAGCACCGAUCUGAGACUAUAUGAUUUUGAAACCAAAGAGACGCGCCCUCCGCUAGAAACAAUACCAUUGGCAUGUUUUCUGUAUGGAUUCAGACCGCCGGUUGAUGACGAUGAUGGACAGGUUGAUGUGGGUGCCCAUGGAUUAGCACUUCAAUUCUCCAAGCUGGCUGCACUUUCUCAAGAAGCAGAGGGCGAGAAGGAAAAGGAGGAGGAUGAGGAUGUGUGGUUUGAAUGUAGGGUGUAUAUCUUGCCAGACUCUGUACAAAUGUCACGAGAGUGGGAGAAUGCAUUUGAAUAUGUAAGAUCUCUACUCACAGGAUUCCGGGACACAGUAGUCAUGCCUCCUCAGUUAGUUCCAAGUCGUUUUCUAUGGUAA
Messenger RNA from Phycomyces blakesleeanus NRRL 1555(-), 1509 nucleotides. RefSeq lists its product as hypothetical. The coding region runs from base 1 to 1509 and encodes 502 amino acids. The record is from RefSeq and is a predicted model, not a curated record. NCBI's taxonomy places the organism in Eukaryota, Fungi, Mucoromycota, Mucoromycetes, Mucorales, Phycomycetaceae. The transcript is spliced from 7 exons.